AUGGCGGCGAAUCAACAACAAUUAACGACUCGGCCACGGAUCCUCGAAGCUGUGUCUUUAACGGUAGUCAUUCUAGUAGCCACUCAUGUCUUGGCUCUAGUUUAUUGGAUUUACAGCUUGGCUACUGAGAAGCAGCCUCAGAGAAGAAAGGAGCACUAGAUCCAGUUCAAUUUAUAGUAACAGAGAAGGGAAUCUUCAAUUCAACAGUAGUUUUGAU
Molecule: messenger RNA, 217 nt
Organism: Camellia sinensis
Lineage: Eukaryota; Viridiplantae; Streptophyta; Magnoliopsida; Ericales; Theaceae
Source: RefSeq, a predicted model, not a curated record